CAGGCAUGCGCAUUGAGAACACACGUGCUGUCCUCUGAAGUAGAACAUCGGAGAUGGCGGACGUAGAAAUGAACUCUGCUAAGAAGCAGAAGAAAAAGAAGGAAAAGAGAGUUGCUGAUGAUGAAGUUGGAGAUAUUCAAGAGAGUGGGGAUUUCCUCAUCAAACCAGAGUCCAAAGUUCCAAGUCUGGACACAUCGCAGUGGCCUUUGCUGCUGAAAAAUUUUGACAAACUCAAUAUACGGACGGCUCAUUACACACCUUUACCAAAUGGUUCAAACCCUUUGAAGAGAAACAUCCAGGAUUAUGUCAGGUCAGGCUUCAUCAACUUGGACAAACCUGCCAAUCCCUCCUCACACGAGGUGGUGGCCUGGAUUCGCCGUAUCCUACGGGUGGAGAAGACUGGGCACAGUGGCACCCUGGAUCCCAAGGUGACCGGGUGUCUCAUUGUCUGUGUGGACAGGGCUACACGCCUGGUCAAGUCCCAGCAGAGUGCAGGCAAAGAGUAUGUGGGAAUUGUUCGGCUGCACAAUGCUAUUGAGAAUGAGCAUACGCUUGCUAGGGGUCUUGAGACGCUCACAGGAGCUUUGUUCCAGCGACCCCCUCUCAUUGCAGCUGUUAAGCGCCAGUUGAGAGUGAGAACCAUCUAUGAAAGUAAACUCAUCGAGUAUGACCCGGAAAGGAGACUGGGUAUUUUCUGGGUGAGCUGUGAGGCUGGGACUUACAUCCGAACCCUGUGUGUCCACCUCGGUCUCCUCCUGGGUGUUGGUGGACAGAUGCAGGAGCUGAGGAGAGUUCGCUCUGGAGUUUUGGGCGAGAGGGACAACUUGGUGACCAUGCAUGACGUGCUGGAUGCUCAGUGGCAAUAUGACCACAACAAAGAUGAGACGUACCUGCGCAGGGUCAUCUACCCAUUGGAGAAGCUUCUAGUGUCUCACAAACGCCUGGUCAUGAAAGACAGUGCAGUAAAUGCCAUCUGCUACGGGGCUAAGAUCAUGUUGCCGGGUGUCCUGCGGUAUGAGGAUGGCAUUGAGAUUAACCAAGAUAUCGUUGUUAUAACCACUAAAGGAGAGGCCAUUUGUAUUGCGACUGCCCUGAUGACAACUGCAGUGAUCUCCACAUGUGACCACGGGGUGGUGGCCAAGAUCAAGAGGGUCAUCAUGGAACGUGACACCUACCCCCGCAAGUGGGGCCUGGGGCCCAAGGCCAGCCAGAAGAAAAUGAUGAUCCAGAAAGGCCUGCUGGACAAACACGGCAAACCAAACGGCAGCACUCCCUCUGACUGGAAGGAAGGCUACGUAGACUACAGUGCAUCCAAGCCUAAGGCUGAAGGAAACGGUGAAGCAAAGAGGAAGCGAGAAGCCAGUGACAGUGAGAGCGAAGCAGCAACAACAACCCCAGCCCCUUCGACUCCAGCAGAAGACAGUAAGAAGAAGAAAAAGAAAAAAGACAAAAAGCAGAAACUAGAGAUGGAGGCAGAGGAGCCAGCAGCUGAGGCAGUAGCAGAUACAGAUGGAGAGGUUGGUGAAAGUGCCAAGAAGAAGAAGAAAAAGAAAAAGAAGGAAGCGGAGUCCGAGUAAAGAGCUCUUCAUGCUCAUGAUGGACAAUGAAUGGACCAUAGACCGCAAGGGUUGCAAUGAGUGCCUGCAUAUAUUUACUCUACAGAUGAAACCGCUGCUAGAGGCAGCAGGCCCAGCAAGAACCUGGAGAUGGCUACUUUUAUUUUUGUUUCACAGCGGUGGCAGAUUUCUGGGCCACAGAAACCAGGGGCUUUGACUGGUUAGUCUGAUGGUCGAGUGGUUAAUGGUUUUACCAGCUCAUCCACCCCUGUAAGGACAGUGUUUUGGUACAUUGUAAGUACUGACCCUGUGUUGAUCUGUUCUCUCUGGUUGUACCUUCGCUGUCAAAUGCCCUUUUAUAUUACUGUAAAUACAGAAGUGACUAAUCAUGAAUUGUAAUUUGAAAUGAACAUGUUUUUGUAAAGCUGUCUUGUCCUUUU
Messenger RNA from Esox lucius (northern pike), 1996 nucleotides. It is a transcript of the gene dkc1, whose product is annotated as dyskeratosis congenita 1, dyskerin. The transcript has 15 exons. Gene Ontology annotation, biological process: box H/ACA sno(s)RNA 3'-end processing; mRNA pseudouridine synthesis; rRNA pseudouridine synthesis. Gene Ontology annotation, molecular function: RNA binding; pseudouridine synthase activity. The record is from RefSeq and is a predicted model, not a curated record. Lineage: Eukaryota; Metazoa; Chordata; Actinopteri; Esociformes; Esocidae. The coding region runs from base 54 to 1577 and encodes 507 amino acids. Gene Ontology annotation, cellular component: box H/ACA snoRNP complex.